GUAAUUCAACAAUUAGUUGAAACGAUUAAAAUUGAUGACAAUAAUCCAAUAGUAGGAGACACGCAAAAUGCUUAAUCAUCUGAUGUAUAUGACUACAAAUUAUUUGAUUGUGAUAAUAUUGCUACAGAUACUUUAUAUGAAGAUAUAUGCAGCAGUGAUGAGGAAUUGUCAUCUCUUUUAAAGGAAACAAUGAAAAGUGCCAAUACGGUACGGGAUUUACUAGAUGACAGCGAAUUUUUUAAAUUAAUGUCGUUACACGUUAAAAGAAGUCCUGCUGAAUUAUUAUUGAUGGCUCUAAAAUAUUCUCUAUCAAAUUCGUUAUCCGUUUCAGUGUUGGCAUUGAAAACAUCAAUAGUUGCAUGGCAAUGUCUUCUCCAAAUUUGAUGUGGUCAACUGUGGACUGCAUGUUAUUAAAAAAUUUUAUCUGCGAGCAAACUCGAAGCUAUCACUAUAAUUAUGGCAGCAUUUCGGUUCCAGCAUCACUAAGGUUUCGUAGCCCAUACAUCAAGCAUUCAUUAUUUGAUUCAACAUCAGCGACAGCUGCUCGAAUUAGCAUACCAACUGCAAUAAAUGAAGCCUUUGAAUAUAUUUAUAACGAUGACGACUCUAUCAAAAAUAGUGCAAACAGUAAUUUAACGAAACCAAUAACUGCAUCCGGCUUCACAAACAGGCUUUUUUCAGCUAAAUAUAAUAAAAUAUUUAAGACACCACUUUCAAAAAUAGCUUCAAAAUCUAAUAUUAAAAUUAAUAGCGGUCCUGUUAAACUUCCCAAUAUUACUAGUUUUUUUGCUAGAAGUUUGGAUAAUGUUCCUUUAAAUCUUGGAACACAUAAAAUAGACUCAAUUGUACAGACCACACUUUUAUCUAAAGAAUAUGUAGAUACAAAUCAAACCAAAUUUGCUGAAACGCCAACCAUCGGUCCAUAUGAUUCUCUAAUUCAGGACUAUCAAGCUGAUGAAGGUGAAACUACAUUCCCAAAAUUUUCAACAGGCGAUAAUAUUUCAGAUGAUGAUGCUAGCACUGUCAUACCAGAAGCAGGAUCCUUAUAUAAAUAUAAUAUUAAAGUGCGCAACAACGGAAAAAUUUUAGAUCAUUCACCAUGAUUAACUUUAAACGUUAUUAUUUUUUUAAUACAUACAUACAUACAGAUAUAGAUGUAGUAUAACGAUGAUGUUUCGUCCAGAAUUCACCAGCCGUUAAGAAAAUUUUGCUUCACUAAUUUUCAGCUUCAAAACCCUGUGCCAAGUUCCAAGUUCCCACCGAUAAGCUUGAGAUACUCGCAACUUCUCAACUUCAGAUUUAGGAAACAAAAUUCUGCUCUGUUCGACUCAGCCUAGCAUGGUGGUUUAGGUAUAUGGUAGUCUAUGGACAAAUAUAACUCAAAAUGCUGGUUACAUUAUCUAUCUACAUAAUAUUUAAAUUGUUUAGUUUAGAAAACGAUGCAUUCUGUAAACAUCCUUAUAUUUUGUAAAAAUAUUUUGUAAUAGGUAAUUUUUUAUUCUUUAACAUUAUCUGUAAUCAAUGCAUAUAAACACAUAGAUUCAUUUAAGAAAUGUAAUUAUUAAAUCAUUAGUUUUUAUAAACUAUAACAAUAAACAUUAGCAAAGAAACGUACGUACAAACAAACAUACAAAUCUUUUAAUUAUAAUACAAUAAUAAAAUAUAAAUUCUGUAUUUAUUAACUAUAUAUUAUAUUGAUCAUCAUGUUUUUCUAUUGGCUGAGUAAUUAAUUAAUGAAAUAAUUAUAUAAUUGCAAAAUACAUAUGUUGAUAUCAUCAGAUAAAACUGAAUAAGAAAUGUCGUAUUAAUAAAUUUACAUAAAAUGUGAAUUCUAUAUAAUAUCAUUAAAAUUCAAAAUAUAAAAUAUUAACUGAGUCAUCGCCACCUAGACUAUAGUCAAAAUUCAGUUAAAUUCUUGAUAAUAAACUAGCACGCCAUACAUCGCUCGCUAACACUCGCACGGUUUGUAUCUAUUGUUUCAAAAAUCAUCAUGUAUAAUAUAAAGAACAAUUUUAAUUCCUAUUUUUCGGCAUUGUUCGAUGCUGCCAAAAAUAAUGAAAUAAAACUGUAGAAAUGUUUUGUUUGUUAAGUAAAUAAAAGAUAUACGAAAUAGAAAA
Nasonia vitripennis (jewel wasp) is the source of this 2117-nucleotide messenger RNA. RefSeq lists its product as uncharacterized. Lineage: Eukaryota; Metazoa; Arthropoda; Insecta; Hymenoptera; Pteromalidae. Bases 360 to 1103 code for a protein of 247 amino acids. The record is from RefSeq and is a predicted model, not a curated record. The transcript has 4 exons.